CCCCUCUGGUGGUACCCAGCUCGGGGGAUGGUGCGUAAAGGAAUGCUGCAUCUCUGUGGAGGACACGCGUCCCCCAGAUGGAGCCCGGUGUUUUUUGAGAGUGUAGGGUUAAAGCUGGCUCUAGGGGGCGUGGUUUGAAUCAAUAAUAACCGCCUCACGGUAGUUGAACUGUAAAAAGAAUGAGAGACAGCGAGAGCUGAAGAGAGAGAGAGAGAGAGAGAGUCAGAGAGCCGAGUGACUGCGUGGACGCCGCCACUGUCCUGGAGGGAGAGGACGUUGGAUGAGCGCGGAGGUGGAGAAGAAGAAGAAGAAGAGGAGGAAGAAAAAGGAGGAGGAGGAGAAGAAGAAACUCUGCGGCGACAGCCGGGGUGUUGGGGGAAAAGGUGCGCCUGAAAUGAAGGUGUGAUUUUCAUUCCUGUCGCCGCGCCUUUAGAGGAAAUUCCCACCAAACGACAGUCACUGACGGAGAGACGGCUCUGCGGAACAGGACGGGACCGUAUGGCUUAGAGAAGCGGGACGUGUCGGUCGUGGAGUGGUGUGGAGUGGAGUCAUCCAGUGGAACCCACAGCCUGGCUGCCUCCACGGGACUCACGCCGCCUUUACGUAACUCCUAAUGCAGGUGACGCUGCCGAAGAGAGAGGCGGCAGUUUUUUUUACUCAACUCCACGGAAUGAUCUGUGGAUGUGCGCUCCGUCGUCACCACUGAGCAACGUCAGCAAUGGAUGAGGGCCACAUGCAGAGCAGAGGCUCCUUCACCGUGGAGGCCGAUGUGAUCCUCCACACCGUGAGCACCGACCUUGUCUCGACUCCCGACAAAGACGGGAAUGUAUGCCCGGGUUACGGGCAGAAAUGUUUGCAGGAUGAGAAGGACUUUGAGCCGCCCACUGUGUUUGAGAAGGAGUACCUGCUGGACGGACGACUGAUGGGCAACAAUCAUGUCGAUCAUCCGAAAGGCAACGGUACUUGUGUGUCCGCGGCGGAUGCUGAUGAUAAGCCAGGUCUCGAUCUCCGUCCUCACGCUGAUUCCACUGUGUCUAAUCAUACGUCAAGCACCCAGGAAACUUUUGCAAGUAAAAUUCCUAACGGUGCCCGGUCUAAAGUCCGUUUCUGCACAGACGAGAACACCGACACACCUCCUUUUAGGUCCAACUCCCAUGAAGAAACUGCAAAUUCCCAGAAUAAAGAAGAACCUGAUUUGGUCAUAGAAGUUGGCGGACAGGCCAUCAGCGCACACAAGUCGGUCCUGGCAGAGAAGAGCGACUACUUUAAGGCACGGCUCUCUCGAGACAUUCUGAAAGUGAAGGGAAUGAGCUACAACACUCUGACGACGCUGAUCGACUACGUUUACACCUCGCACAUGAAUGUAAGCAAGGACAACGUGGUGGACGUCAUCACGGGAGCUAAGAUCCUUCAGAUCCCGUGCGCCGUCCAAGCUGCCAUGGACUCCAUGUCUGAACAAAUCACCACAGAGAACUGCUACGAGAUUCUGUCCAUCGCCAAGAAGCAGCGACUGAGCGAACUGAAGGAAACGGCGUACGGGUUCAUGAGCGACAACUUCCUCCAGGUCCUCAAAGACCCGGCUGCGUAUGGUCGUCUGAACGGAUCGGAGCGGGAUCUGAUCCUAAAGAAGAGGAUGGAGGGGAAGAAGACCCUAAUGGCCGCAGAAAUCAACGACGUGUUUGAUCGAGUCGGGAGUCGACCACCGAGUCGCUGCGGCAGUCGACCUCAGAGCCCGCUGUCAGAGGGGUCUUUGGAGGAGACCCACAUGAUUUACCUUUUUAAUGAAACUGCAAAUGACUGGAGACCUCUGACCUCUUUGCCUGAGGAAAUAAACACUAAGGGCUGUGGGAUCUGCACCAUGUAUAACUACCUGUUUGUGGCGGGGGGCAUUAAGGGCUACGGGGACAAGGGUAAAGUUACAGACAAAGUCUUCUGUUACAACCCCAUAACCAACCGCUGGUCCGAGAUCAGACCUCUCAACCAGGCACGUGCUCAGCUAAAGCUCGUUUCGAUGGACGGCUACUUGUACGCCAUUGGAGGGGAGUGUUUGUUUUCGGUGGAGAAAUACGACCCUCGAAAGGACCGCUGGACUGACAUCGCCCCCUUGCCCAAGGGAGCCUUCGCCGUGGCCCACGAGGCUACGACCUGCAGCGGAGAGCUGUACGUGUCAGGGGGCUCCCUCUUCUACCGCCUCCUCAAAUACGACCCCAAGAGGGACGAGUGGCAGGAGUGUCCCUACAACAACAGCAGGAAGAAGUCCAGCGACAUGGUGGCCUUCAAGAGCUUCAUCUACCGCUUCGACGUCAACCGCGAGCAAGGCAUCAACGUCUUCAAGUACAACACCAUCGUGAAAAUGUGGCACGACUGCGCGUCACAGAGGCUCGGGAGCUACUUCCCGUUCAGGUGCGCGGUGCUAGGGAACUACAUCUUCUGUGUGAACAAGUCCCAGACUCUUCAGUUUGUGGUGGAGGAGGAGAACGCCUACUUUGUGGAGGAGACGCUGAGGGUGCCGCUGGAGGCCAAGGGAGUUCUUUUACCUUUUGUUCUUAUUUUGCCUGAAAAGCCUGAGAGAGUUACAUAGUCUGUGUGUGUGUGUGCGUAUGUGUGUGCGUGGGUGUGUUUGCGCAAACGGAUUAGAACUACA
This is a messenger RNA of Cynoglossus semilaevis (tongue sole), 2644 nucleotides long. RefSeq names its product kelch repeat and BTB (POZ) domain containing 11 (gene kbtbd11). The record is from RefSeq and is a predicted model, not a curated record. Gene Ontology annotation, molecular function: protein binding. Lineage: Eukaryota; Metazoa; Chordata; Actinopteri; Pleuronectiformes; Cynoglossidae. The transcript is spliced from 2 exons. Bases 719 to 2581 code for a protein of 620 amino acids.